This is a messenger RNA of Pocillopora damicornis (cauliflower coral), 2990 nucleotides long. RefSeq names its product trace amine-associated receptor 9. Gene Ontology annotation, cellular component: plasma membrane. Gene Ontology annotation, biological process: G protein-coupled receptor signaling pathway. The record is from RefSeq and is a predicted model, not a curated record. Lineage: Eukaryota; Metazoa; Cnidaria; Anthozoa; Scleractinia; Pocilloporidae. Gene Ontology annotation, molecular function: G protein-coupled receptor activity.
UAUGUGUGCUUUGUUAUGAGUCUUUCAGAAUUGUAAAGGAUUUCAGGAAUAUUGUUUCGGUCUAUCUGAAAGUAACUUCCAUUGGCAGACGUGCAGAGUUCGCCUGCUGGCCUUGGACCUACUUACAUUAAAUAUUUGUUUGUGCUCUCACAGUCAAAGAGUUUUGAUUAUAUUGGGAGCAUCAAGCACGUUGCUAUUCAUUCUUGAGAUCCACCUACUUACAACUGUAAGUCACUGAACUGUAGCAGAGAACAGCCGAUUGAAGAAGAGGAACACUCUUCAUCUACCUUUCAUCUACACACGUCCCAACGAAAUCUAUAGAAAUUUCUCGAUGUCUAUAAUAAUAUUUGUGUCAGUAGGAAGGCUUGUGUGAUUAGUUUUACUUUCUUAUGAGCUGUUUUAAAUACAGCGAACAAAAGUAAUUAUAGCAGUCUUUUAAUUUAUUUCUUUUUCUCGAGGCUACAACCUACAUUUUCUCUAAAAAAAUGCGCUGUAAAUAAAGUUGUUAAAAUGAACUACAUAAUUAUCCCUAAACAGCAAAAGAUUGUGCUCUUGAGAGCACCAUUUGACCAAAGUAAAAGCAAAUCAAAUUAUAAAAACGAGAAACGGUAAGAAUUAUGAUCGACGAUGAUAUUAACAAAAUUAGCAUAAGAACCAUUUCAAAGUCAGUGUUUAUCAACUUACUAACUUCCAUAAAAACAGCUGCCACUUACUGUGUUGAUAACAAUUCGGCUUAGGAGAAUAAGAGCAUUUUCAAUCGGAAAUCUUGAUAAGAAUUGCAGAAACUGACAAUUUCGACGAAUGACAAAAAAGCAAAAAUUUAAGAAGUUGAAAAAUUAGGAUAUAGAAUGAUGUAAAUUUUAAAGGAAAUGAAAUAAAAUAUUAAAAAAUUCCUAUCCUUUGAGAUUCAAAUCUCAGCCAGAUCAGAAAUCGCUGUAAGAGCGGUAAUUGAUGAUAAAAAAACACUUAACAUCAUUUUCCAAAACUUUCCAUUAACUGAAACACCAUGGAAAACAUAUUAAUUUUGGUUUGUGUCCUAGGGUUAAUCAUAACCUGUCAGAGCAUUUUAGAUUUAAGUGUUUAGACUUAGACAAAACAAUUUUGUCACGGUCUGUCAAAUGAUUGGUCAGAUGAUAUUCAAUCAUCCGGGCUUGUUUUAUUUCAGAGUCUUUUGACCAAUCAGUGGUUAUCUCUCAGACCUUUUACCUGAGCACUACCGGAAUAAAGCAAGCAAAUGCCUCUCGGAACUAAUUUGCUUCAAGCUGAAACUAUAAAGUUGAUUUCUGGGGUUGUCUCGUUGUAUAAUGAGUGUUAAAACGUUAAAAGGAUAAAUAGAAAUCAGUGAGUUUGAAAAAUUGAGACUUCAAGAGGACAGUUUUGUUCUAUCAUCAUUACUAAAGCGAAAAUCUCGUCGCACCAGCAGUUGUAACGAUAGCGACAUUCCACAUUCGCUGCGACUGGAAAGACUUACAUUUUAAAAUUAUCCGUCCUAACGUAAAACAGCUGCAUAUUAUCUCAUUUAAAAUCUGAGGUAAGGAGUAUUUCUUCAACGAUCGAUUAUCGUGUUUCGGUUAUCGCAAUUUUACAGUGCUUUUGAUCCGCAGAAUACAUCAAAGUCAGUUGAACUUGCAGAGCACAAGAUGGUAUUUGGUGGUCCAUUGGAAUGCCGAAAUUCGACGGCACCUCCAACGCUUUCUUUCUUCUCAUCUGCUGUUUCUUCACUACUUAUGCUGAUAACAGUUCCAGGGAAUCUUCUCAUUUGUUUAGCAGUUGCUAAAGAUCCUUACAAGACACUCAGAUCACCCUUCAAUCUAUUUCUGUUGAACAUUUCAGCAGCGGAUCUUGUGGUGGGUUUACUCGUUCUGCCAUUGUCCAUAGCGUUUCACUUUCUGGAAGGAAUAGGUAUCAUGUUCGCUCCACUGAUCAAAUCUUUGCAUCUUUCCUUCUUCAUUUCAUGUUCAGCUUCUGUAUUGGGCAUCGCAGCUUUGAGUUUGGAUCGUUAUAUUUGUGUUACAUCUCCCAUGAAAUACCGCUUGAAGCUGAAAUCUUUGCAAGUUAAGAGGGCAUCGCUAAUCAUUUGGCUAAUAUCUGUGGUUUGUCCCAUCACGUAUCUGUAUGUUGACUUUAUAAUAUACACCUUUGUGUUCGCCAAUGGAACUCUUCUUUUUACACUCCUGGUUUUAGCCUUUGUAAACCACAAGAUUCACCGCAGUCUCCAAAUUCAACGAAAACAGCUUCAAGCUCUCGCGGACGGCAAGGAUUUUCAGACGACAGUAGCCAAGCGCGAUGCAAGAGUUACAAAAACAUUCCUAUUCUUUCUUGCCUCAUUCAUAGUCUUAACCGUUCCUCCCUUGUCGUUCAGCUAUGUGUUAAACUUCUGCUCAACGUGCAGCUGCAAAACAAUCCAUAUUCUAAGAGAUUUUCAGUUCCUCUCGAUAUUAUUUCCCAGUUCAGUAAAUCCUUUUAUUUACGCUAUAAGGCUGCCAAACUUCAGAAGAGCCAUAGCAGUGAUAUGUUCCACAAUCUCAAAAUACCAAUUUUUCUCAACGAACCCUGGACAACAAAUGUGUGAAUCUAUCUCCAGUGAAGUGCUCGAUAGACAGUUUAGAACGAUUUCCAAAUCCUCACUCGAACAGCCAGAACCAGUGGGCCUGUUCAAAGCUGAUGCAUCUGGAAGGGAAAAAGACGUAAAAAUUGACGGAACAAAAAACGCUGAGCGAUGGAGCAGCAGUGACACAGUUUUCUAUGAGGAUCAUUUUAGCGAAAAUAAGUUGCACUCGGAAAGAGAUUUUUAUGGGAGGAGUCAAUCUCCACGCCAAGAAAGAAUUAGUAUCUCACAGUUCUACAAGGUUACAACAGUUGUAUGAGACCGCAUACCUGAUAUAAAGCAAACUAGAAGAUGAUGAUAAUGCUAACGAUGAUCGAGAUGGCAGAAUUGAUUAAUGUCUGUAAACAUACGGCAGACAGAUAUUAUCGUUAGGAACAAAUUA